GAAUAAGUUUAAAUGGAACCGAGCAAUAAAUAUCUCGUCGAACAUUUGAUUGGCUUGCAACCCUAUGUACAGGUUUUUAAAGCAUCUUGCAGUACACUUUUAACGUUCGAGAUUGAUUCCAAUGAAUCAAAAGGCUUUUUUUUUUAAAAUGACGAUGACAUAAUGUAUCUGUAAAGAGACUCCCCCUUCUCUCGCUCUCGCUCUCGCUCUCGGCAGAAAUCUUCGCCUUGCAAGGUCUAAUUGCAAGGAGAACGGCCGGCGAAUUAACGCCUAGGGAGAGAGAGCCCGGAUAACGGAUUCGACUUGCGCGAUAAUUCUUCUCAUAUUUGAACUCGUCGGAGAAAGAUUUCACCGAAAUUAAAGCUUCUUUAUAACAAAAGGCUUCUCGAAUCCAAAGCCCUACUCCCCUGCACCAAGGCACCGCUGCGCGGAUUGGGGGCUUAUUGCUGCUGAGUUUAGCUUGAGAACACCGUGAGGUUGAAACGCAGGGCAGAGUAAACGGACUAAGAUGGUACUGAGCAUUGAUCUAAACGAAGUUUCUCCUGAAAGCAGGCAGUUUGAGGAAAGUGCUGCUCCUACUGAUCUGCUGGAUGAGCACCCAGCGUCGCAUAAUGGUUCUGGGACGGUUCCUUCAGCUAUUGAUGCAGAUGCCAUUGAUGAUGAAGUGACUUUGCUAACUGCUAGCGAAUGGUAUGCUGAAGUCUGGAGCCAGAUAAGGAGGAAACGUUCCCUUUCCAUUGCCAUUGAUGAAACCUUGGAAACAAAUGCUGAACAUUCCGGAGUUGCUAUGGAAGAACCAAUACCAAUAAUAUGUCCGGAUUGUCAUAAUAGCGCAAUUCUGAUGAAUAGGAUGACCGAUGAUUUUGUAGUUUAUACAAGAGAUGAUGUUCCCACGGUAUGGUAUCAUCUCGUGUUGUUCUUAUAUUUUUUCAUCUUUUAAGGUUAUUGUCUUUGUAAUGUUGAUUGGAGGCAGUGUAUGAAAAUGAAGCAAAACGUAAAGCUAUUUUCUAAUUUUCAUGACAUCAAUAGAGCUUGUUUUUUUAAAAAAAAUGAAGCGUAAAUGCUGACUUCUUCGAUAUGUUGAUUAUUGCAUUCCUCAUCUGAUGCUUCCUAUGUUCUGAUGUUUUAUUGUUUGUAGGCCAUAAAGCAGCCCCUUUUUUAACAUAGGUGACGUAGCAGCCUAUAUAGCUUUAGAAAAGAUAUCAACAUGAUUAUUUUGUUGAUAUAAUCGUCGAGCCUGUGAUGCUAGCAUUUUCGUUAAUCUGUUUUAGUGUUGCUAUAUUCCUCUUUUGCCAAGUCAUAUUGGUGGUUGAUCAACAUUUGUGAUGCCUAUAUUAUAUAGGCUGCCUAUUGGGUUCUAUUUGUGAAUACUUGUUAAGCACAACAUAUUAUUGACUUUAACUCGGUUCCUUCGAUAAUAAGGAAACCAACCUUGAAUAGAGUUUGGAUGCUCAUUCUGUUGUAUAAGCCAAAUAUGAACAUGGCCUAGAUUGAUUAAGUUUGACUUUUCAC
Messenger RNA from Dendrobium catenatum, 1512 nucleotides. RefSeq lists its product as uncharacterized. The record is from RefSeq and is a predicted model, not a curated record. The coding region runs from base 509 to 940 and encodes 143 amino acids. Lineage: Eukaryota; Viridiplantae; Streptophyta; Magnoliopsida; Asparagales; Orchidaceae. The transcript is spliced from 4 exons.